CUAUCCUACCCUUCCUUAUCUUCCCUAGCAAGGUCCUUAUUACCUUAUAGUUUCACAAUCUACCUUAGGAUUAGGUAAUUAAGGUUAGUCCUAAUAGCUAGAUGUUAAAUAAGCUUAGUAUUGCCUAGCUAAAGCACUUUAAUACCUAUACAAAAGACUAGAAGGUGGGUGCACACAGGCUGCUAAUUGUGGACAGCUAUAAGAGCCACAGCUCACAUAAGUUCUACAAACACUGUAAGGAAGAGAAGAUUAUUAUUCUCUGUAUGCCUGCUUACUUGUUGCAUCUGCUGCAGCCACUUAAUAUUAAGAAGGAGGCUUUCCUACCAGCCUUUAAAGCAGCUUUUAAGAGGUUAAUUACAAAGGAGAACAUCUAUGCAGGCUUUAGGGGCGCUAGACUAGUUCUACACAACCUAGAGGCAGUGAUAUUAAAGCUUGAUUUAACGCUAGUUUGUAAGCGUGUACAACUACACAGAGAUUCCCUAGUUUCUCCUCUGCUUAGAGCAGUUAAGCAGCUGAAUAAGGGCAUUGCACAGAUAGGGCAUGAUAGCGCAGUAGAGAGUCUUAUAGUAGGUGAGGUAGCUAAUUUAAUAGCUAAAAGGGAGGGUAGUAGGCAGCAGGGGGGCAGAGAGCCUGCAAAGAAGGUGCGCACACAGAGGCGUUGCGGACGUUGUAGAGAGACUGGCUACAACGCUCGCACCUGUGCAGUUGAAAUUGUAGAUGCAUCUAAUAGUAAUAAGUCUAAAUAGUAUCUCUAUCACCUGCAAAUUGCAGUAAGUGGUGGUGGUGUUGCAGCAUAUGCAUUGCAAUCAUCUUAACUCUGUUAGGUGGACCACUCGCUUGGGUUGGACCGCUCGCUUGUGAA
This is a messenger RNA of Didymella exigua CBS 183.55, 862 nucleotides long. RefSeq lists its product as uncharacterized. The coding region runs from base 264 to 746 and encodes 160 amino acids. Lineage: Eukaryota; Fungi; Ascomycota; Dothideomycetes; Pleosporales; Didymellaceae. The transcript has 4 exons. The record is from RefSeq and is a predicted model, not a curated record.